Molecule: messenger RNA, 840 nt
Organism: Scedosporium apiospermum
Lineage: Eukaryota; Fungi; Ascomycota; Sordariomycetes; Microascales; Microascaceae
Exons: 3
Coding region: 1-840 (279 amino acids)
Source: RefSeq, a predicted model, not a curated record
AUGAACCCGGCAAUCCCUCCUCAUGUCUCAUUCGUGAGAACCAGGCUUGCUCCGCUUGUCAAGUUGAAAGAUGACUACGUCAGUCCAGAUUACUUGGACCAAUACGCCAUCAAAUGCCGUGGUCUCGACUUCUACAACGGCACACCCUUGGACCCAAGGUCGAAUAAACCUGUCUCGCACGCCGAAAAGUUCACGCAGCUCAUCCCUUACGAACGUAUGAACCAGUCCAUCCAAGCUACUCAGCCCUGGAAAGAUCCCGACUAUGGAGAUUCCUCCCACCUUGGGUACUGGGACCCGGGUCUUGAUAACUGGUGGUACGCGAAUAAAAUCGGUGAACGUCUUAACAUGUACUUGUUCAACCACUACAAGGCAAGAACUGAACACGUCAUGGGCGUAAUCGGUGAUACAAAGUGGGAUGGCAUGGCAGUUCCACCCGAAUACGAGCUGAACCAGCAGGAUGAUGUCGUCAAAUGGGCGGUCACCCAUAUAUGGCAAAGACGGACCCCCGAGCCGCCGCAUGUUGUAUGCGCCCUAGCUGAUAGAGUCCCUCUUCGAAACGAUCGUAUUUCCGUUCCUGAGUUGAGGACGAUCUUGACCCUCGGUGGUGUCAGGGUUGUAGAUGAGGGCUACAGUAAUUGCAAGCGUAUUCCGGUUACUGUCGUUUCCGCAGCAGGGACACAACUGCGCAUUGUGGUUGGCGUUGUGGAUAGCAGGAAUAAAACGGUCGAGGUUCGGAAGGGCCCGAUUAUUGACUUUGCAGAGGGUGAGGUGAAGAAGUGGAAAGAGUGGAUAACCGUCUUGAGUUGGAUUAUAGGCGAUCCCCUGGGGAAGACCGACUGA